Molecule: messenger RNA, 2705 nt
Organism: Culex quinquefasciatus (southern house mosquito)
Lineage: Eukaryota; Metazoa; Arthropoda; Insecta; Diptera; Culicidae
Gene: mnd
Product: Y+L amino acid transporter 2
Exons: 8
Coding region: 589-2121 (510 amino acids)
Biological process (GO): amino acid transmembrane transport
Cellular component (GO): membrane
Molecular function (GO): L-amino acid transmembrane transporter activity
Source: RefSeq, a predicted model, not a curated record
UUUCGACCGGCAAAGUUUGUCCUCCGUGGCAAAAGAGUUUCGUUUUUCGAGGUUUUUUUUUAUUUUUAAAGAAAAGUGCCUUUUUAGUGAAGCUGUGAAGUGUGAUUUAAGUUCGGUUUGUUUUGUGAAUAAAACAUUGCCCCUAAUGAGUCAUGCUUUGGAAUCGCCGGAUCGUUGACCGCAUCGUUUGGAAGCACCUGUAGACCUGCCUUGCCCGUCUUGUAUCAUAACGAGGGGAAGGAUCAUCACGUACAGGCCAAGUUCGGAAUGUCGAGCCAGUACACGUGGUCGACAGACAAAAUUUCCAGUGGUACCGAUUGUGGUGGCCCUCCGUUUAGAGGUCAACUCCGCGGAAGCAGCUGAUAACAAGAACACCGACCGAGCUCAAACCCGGUGAUGACCUUCCGCAGGGGGUGAUGAAAGGCAUCUAAUUCUAUAAUUUAGUAGUGAUUGUGAUAUAAUAGAGCCAAGGAUAGAAGUUAACAGUAGUGAUUGUGUUCAAGAGAGAGAGGAAGAAGAAGAGCACUUGAAAGUGACAAGUUUUGUAGAGCUGGGAAGAUCCGCAAGUGCGCGAAACAGUGCUCAACCAUGGCGAAAGUGGCCGCCGGAGAUGGGCUGGUCCCGGUGCAGGGCUUCGGUGAAGCUUCCCGAGCAACCAAUCGCCGGCCAAGUUCCGGCAGUGGUCAGCUGCAAGCUGACAACACGGACAGCGAUAGUGAUGGUGGCGGAAUCAAGCUUAAAAAGGAGCUCGGUCUCAUGGACGGAGUGGCGAUCAUCGUGGGAGUGAUCGUCGGUGCGGGGAUCUUCGUGUCCCCGAAGGGAGUGCUGCUGUACUCCGGUUCGAUCGGCCAGGCCAUCAUCGUGUGGAUCCUGUCCGGGGUGCUCAGCAUGGUGGGGGCACUGUGCUACGCCGAACUAGGAACCAUGAUCCCCAAGUCCGGCGGCGACUACGCGUACAUUGGGGAAGCGUUCGGCCCGUUGCCGGCCUUCCUGUACCUGUGGGUUGCGUUGCUGAUUUUGGUCCCGGCCGGCAACGCCAUCACGGCCAUCACCUUUGCCCAGUACCUGCUGCAGCCGCUGUGGCCAACUUGCGAGGCACCUUACGAGUCGGUGCGAUUGCUGGCCGCACUGAUCACUUGUCUUUUAACAGCAAUCAACUGUUACAAUGUAAAAUGGGUAACCCGAGUGACGGAAACGUUCACCGGAAUGAAGGUCGGUGCCCUGUUGGUGAUCGUGGCCGCUGGUGCGUGGUACCUGCUGGCCGGCAACACUGAACUGCUGCAGAAUCCGUUCGAGAACUCCAAGGUUCAGCCUGGGUUUAUCGCGCUAGCGUUCUACAAUGGACUGUUUUCGUACUCUGGUUGGAAUUAUUUGAACUUUGUAACGGAAGAACUGCGUGAUCCCUACCGAAACCUUCCACGAGCCAUCUGCAUCAGUAUGCCAACGGUGACCAUCAUUUACGUUAUCACCAACAUUGCGUACUUUGCCGUGCUGCCACCGGAUGUGAUGCUUUCGUCGCAAGCAGUCGCUGUUACCUUCGCGGAUAAAAUGCUCGGUUUCAUGGCCUGGGUCAUGCCACUGUUUGUAGCCUGCUCGACGUUUGGUUCGCUGAACGGUGCCAUCUUCGCCUCGUCGCGGCUGUUCUUCGUGGGAGCCCGCAACGGCCACCUGCCAGCCGCCCUGUCGCUCAUCAACGUGGGCUGCCUGACGCCGAUUCCGUCGCUGAUCUUUUUGUGCCUUCUAACGUUGCUUCUGCUGUUCAUACGCGAUGUCUUCUCGAUCAUCAACUACGUGAGCUACGUUGAAAUUUUGUUCAUCUUCAUCUCGGUUGCUGGACUGCUGAGGCUACGUAAGACAAAUCCCGAUGCCAAGCGGCCAAUCAAGGUUUCGUUGGUGGCUCCCAUAGUCUUCCUCCUGACGGCGGGCUUCCUAGUUAUCUUUUCCGUGUUUGAAUCGCCCACCGAGGUGGCCAUCGGAACGGCCAUCAUCGUGCUCGGCAUCCCGGUGUACUACAUCACGAUCCACAAACCGUGGAAGUGGCUUGCCGCCCGGUCCCAGGCCAUCAACAUGUUCUGCGCCAAGCUGUUUGUGUGCAUGCCCAACAGCGAAAAGAUGGAUUAAUCACAAUUCAGUAGCGACGAUCUUGUGUACAUAUUAGUAAGAGAUGAAACUCAAGCAAAACAUUCACAGUGUAGACAAAUACCUCAAAGGUAUUCCACAGGUACAUAUCGUGCGUGUAAAUACCAGCAAAAAAACAGAAGUUGCAGCCUUCAGACGAAUUUAAUUGUAGCAAUAAUAAUAUCGAUUCAAACUAGCACUUAAGCAUACUUUAGUUAGGCUUAGAAUCUCCCUCGUGUGUCUACUUUGCUCUCGAGUGAAAGCGAUGCUCAAGCAGUUCAAACAAUUCCACGCGCACAAACAAAUGACAAACGUACAAUACUUGCAUUUUCAGUAACAAUAAUUAGGAUAACACUAACAAUUCCAACAAUCAAGCAAAACACUAUCAAUCGAUACGACAGAACACACAAGACUGUAACAAAGUGAAGCUUUUCAUGGCAGAUUAGGCAUAAAUUAUACAUUAGGCUGUAUUGUAUUACUAAUUAGGAAUCUUUGAUACAGAUUUUUUUGGCUUUAUUGCAUUGAAGUAUGUUGUAAUUGGAAAAUAUAUAUAAAUAAAUUGCUUUAUUGCUCUACCCGUAUCACAA